UGUAAGGUUAGUGACAAGAACACUUUCACGCACGUUGACACAAAUUAGCAAGAGCAUCAUACAACACAGCCUCUGACAUGGCUAUCACAGCUGAUCACAUCCGUGACAAACUAAUUAAGGAGCUCGCGGCAGUGCACGUGGAUGUGGAGGAUACUUCACCCAACAGAUGUGCAGCCAGCUUCAAAGUCCUGGUGGUGUCGCCUCAGUUUGAGGGCAAGCAGCUGUUACAGAGACACAGGAUGGUGAAUAUGUGCCUAGCCGAGGAGCUGAAAGAGAUCCAUGCUUUCGAACAGAAGACCCUCACGCCAGAACAGUGGGAGAAACAGAAAUCACAAUGACACACACACACACACACACACACACACAUCAUAUCCCACUCAAAUCAGUUUAAAAUUCCUACUGUAAACAGGCCAUAUCCCUCUCUGAUAGGUAGAAAGAAUACAAGUGCUCUCCUGAAUCUCCUGGAAAUCAGCAAUGUUGAUAUACAUGCAAUUAAAUGUUCUGGUGGCAAUAAAACAUUUUGAAGCUG
Chelmon rostratus (copperband butterflyfish) is the source of this 529-nucleotide messenger RNA. RefSeq lists its product as uncharacterized. The transcript is spliced from 4 exons. The record is from RefSeq and is a predicted model, not a curated record. NCBI's taxonomy places the organism in Eukaryota, Metazoa, Chordata, Actinopteri, Chaetodontiformes, Chaetodontidae. The coding region runs from base 78 to 338 and encodes 86 amino acids. Gene Ontology annotation, molecular function: 2 iron, 2 sulfur cluster binding. Gene Ontology annotation, cellular component: cytosol; nucleus. Gene Ontology annotation, biological process: intracellular iron ion homeostasis.